AUGCAAUGCCUGCAACUCUAUCUGAAAGAUUCGGCACCAACAUGGUUGAGAGGUCUGCCGAAGGGAUCUAUUAGGUACUGGGAAAAUCUGUUCGAUGCUUUCGUCAAGAAUUUCCAUGCCACAUACAAGAGGCCCGUUGGAAUUGAAGAAUUGCGCCAUUUCCAACAGAAGCCGAAGGAAUCGAUGCGCGCGUAUAUUGGACGUUCUACUAAACUUCUAAAUGUUGCCGAAGAUGUCUCCAUAGACUGGGUGAUCGAUGCCUUCAGUGAUGGCAUCCGACGAGAAUCCUAUAUCGAAGAACUUGGACGGAAUAAGCCGAAGACUAUUACCAGGAUUACGGAGAUUGCCAAUAGUUGGACUGAUGGAGAAGACCACGUGCGGAAGCCAUGCCCGCGCAGUGACGAUGAAGACGAUGACAAGAAGCAUGAUUCAGGUCAGCGGCGUGAUCACCGCAAAAAGAGAAGAGACCGUGGGUAUGAAACCUUCGGUGACACCAGCAUUGUAGCUGCCGGAUACUCUAGUCGACAUGAUGAUCGUUACGAUGACCAGCGUGGUGACAGGCGCGAUGAUCGUCGGGAUGGCAACCGCAGCGGUUCUAGUGGAAAUUGA
Lolium perenne is the source of this 609-nucleotide messenger RNA. The record is from RefSeq and is a predicted model, not a curated record. NCBI's taxonomy places the organism in Eukaryota, Viridiplantae, Streptophyta, Magnoliopsida, Poales, Poaceae.